UUUCUAGGUGAAUGCAGCUAUAUGUGAUGAGGUGGUGAGAAUAGAGGAGAAAGUUUUACAAGUGAAGGAGGAACGAAGGUUUCUACUCCAUAAGCUUCUCCAGUUCCAAUCUAUGACUGACCCAACAUUAGCCAACAUUAAGAUGCCAGUUACUACAACUACUACAACCACCACUACAUACCCUACUAUACUCAAAGUGCCCACUGCUGUUACUACUCCUCAGCAAGUUCCUGCUGAACCGUCUGCAGCACCAGCAGUGCCUGCAAAGCCAAAAGUGAAAAAGAAACUCACUGAAAGAAAGAAAACAGUUACAGAGUUACUUGAAGAGAAAUCGAAACCUAAAAAGGCCAAAACACAAGCCAGUAGCAAAAAGAUAGUGCCACCAAUUCCUCUAGAUCCUUUAGGACGACCUGUUUUCCCAUUAUCCAUUGGAGACUUGACAAUUCACAGCCUUGGUGAAAUUGUUCCUGAUCGACCAAAUUUCCAUACUGAGGAACAUAUUUACCCCAUUGGCUUCUGCAGUACCCGAUUGUACGUAAGCACACGGCAUCCAGAUCAAAAGUGUCUUUAUACUUGUAGUAUAUCAGAUGGUGGAAAUGGUCCCCUCUUUGAAAUAUCUGCUGAUGACCAAAAACAAAUUUUGUGCCACCGUGAUCCCUCAGAAUGUCACAGCAAAUUACUGCAAUUAAUUAAUCAAUCACGGGGUUACGACCUUGUGGCCACUCAUGGUGCUGGUCCGGAGUUUUUUGGGUUGUCGCACCCGAUUGUACAGAACCUUAUCCAGAGCUGUCCUGGUGCACGGAAAUGUUCCCUUUAUAAAUGGAUCAAGUUUGAAGUUAGCAAGACUGAAAACAUCUGCAGUUCGAUUACUACUGAAGAUGACCCCACCAUUUCGGUGGAAGCUCUUCGAUCACUGCAGUCAGUUUCUCAAGGAAGCAAAUUUCAGACUUGAAGCCAUUGAAAAGACGUUUCCAAUAUAGAUACAUAAGUAUUCAUGUGGUGCUGAGUCAAUUCCGCAGGCAGUAUGCAGAAAUAUAAAAUUGACAGAUGUCUAACUGAAGAUAAAAAUCAUAAAUAAUAAUAAUAAUCAUAAUAAUGGAAAUCAUUUCAGAUCUCAAAACAUUUUGCUUUUAUAUCAUUAUUUUCUAAAACUGCAAGAGAACAAAUAAACAAACCUAACUGUAAGCCUGGUGCAGCCGCUAGCUCUCCAGAUCUCAGUCAAACCGUCCAACCCAUGCCAGUAUGGAAAACGGACGUUAAACGAUGACGAUGAUGAUGAUUUCAUGUAUAUUUUAUAUAUUUUAUAUUUUGUGUUUUUUUAAUGUCAGAUACUUUAUAUCUAUAAACUUAAUCUUUCCUUGUA
This is a messenger RNA of Octopus bimaculoides (California two-spot octopus), 1363 nucleotides long. Its product is annotated as transforming growth factor beta regulator 1. Gene Ontology annotation, cellular component: nucleus. Gene Ontology annotation, biological process: regulation of cell cycle. NCBI's taxonomy places the organism in Eukaryota, Metazoa, Mollusca, Cephalopoda, Octopoda, Octopodidae. The record is from RefSeq and is a predicted model, not a curated record.